Messenger RNA from Phacochoerus africanus (Common warthog), 6280 nucleotides. RefSeq names its product MINDY lysine 48 deubiquitinase 2 (gene MINDY2). Lineage: Eukaryota; Metazoa; Chordata; Mammalia; Artiodactyla; Suidae. The transcript has 9 exons. The record is from RefSeq and is a predicted model, not a curated record. Gene Ontology annotation, molecular function: K48-linked deubiquitinase activity; cysteine-type carboxypeptidase activity; cysteine-type deubiquitinase activity. Gene Ontology annotation, cellular component: cytosol; cell periphery. Gene Ontology annotation, biological process: protein K48-linked deubiquitination. Bases 133 to 2055 code for a protein of 640 amino acids.
CUCCCCCGUGACGUGCUUGGCCGAGGCCGCGCAAGGGCGCUGUAGCUGCCAGUGCCGCUGUCAUGGCGUCCGUGGCGCUGUCUGAGGAGAACCCACCGCGGUUUCUUUAGAGCAAGGGGCGGGCAGCUGGGUAUGGAGAGCGGCCCCGAAAGCCUGCAGCCGGUAGAACAUGGGGUGGCCACCGGGCCAGUGCCAGAGACAGGUUCUCCACAGGAAGGGCGACAGGACACCAGGCUUUCCGCUGGGGAUGGUCCUGGAGUAUGGGCGGCGGAGAGCAGCGGCGGGAAUGGGCAGGGGGCGGUGGCCGCCGGGAGGAGCCUCUCGGACUCGGUUUCUCCCUCCGGCUCUCCUCCGGUCCUUGUACCCUGCAGCUCCCUCCCGAGCGUGGACUUGAAGGAGAGCGAUUUGGAGAGUCCUGCUGCUCAGAAGGCGCCUCUGAGAGGGCAGCACAAGGUGACCGCCUCCCCAGAGAUUGCCGAGGCCGGAGCCGGCCAUGGGUUGGGUCCGGCCGGAGACGCGGGCGCCCGCCGGGAUCCCGCAGGCACCUGCGGGGCAGGGUCGACGGCCGCGGGCUUCGAGGAGCCCAGCAGCGGCGGCGGCCUCAGCAGCAGUUGCAGCGACCCGAGUCCUCCUGGGGAAUCGCCGAGCCUGGACUCCCUGGAAUCGUUCUCUAACCUGCAUUCUUUCCCCAGUAGCUCCGAGUUUAAUAGUGAGGAAGGAGCUGAGAACAGGGUCCCCGAGGAGGAGGAGGGCGCGGCGGUGUUGCCGGGGGCUGUGCCUCUGUGCCGGGAGGAGGAGGAGGAGGAGGAGGGGGGGGAGGCGGCUCAGGUGCUGGCGGCCUCCAAGGAACGCUUCCCGGGACAGUCUGUCUAUCACAUCAAGUGGAUCCAGUGGAAGGAGGAGAACACACCCAUCAUCACCCAGAAUGAGAAUGGCCCCUGCCCUUUGCUGGCCAUCCUCAAUGUUUUGCUUCUGGCCUGGAAGGUGAAACUUCCACCGAUGAUGGAAAUCAUAACUGCUGAACAGCUGAUGGAAUAUUUAGGCGAUUACAUGCUUGAUACAAAGCCAAAAGAAAUUUCAGAAAUUCAACGUUUAAACUAUGAGCAGAAUAUGAGCGAUGCUAUGGCAGUAUUACACAAACUACAGACCGGCUUGGAUGUAAAUGUAAAAUUCACUGGUGUUCGAGUGUUUGAAUAUACACCAGAAUGCAUAGUAUUUGAUCUUCUUGAUAUUCCUUUGUACCAUGGAUGGUUAGUGGACCCUCAGAUUGCUGACAUUGUAAGAGCUGUUGGUAACUGCAGCUACAACCAACUAGUGGAGAAGAUCAUCUCUUGUAAGCAGUCAGACAAUAGUGAGCUGGUUAGUGAAGGCUUUGUAGCUGAGCAAUUUCUAAAUAACACAGCCACUCAACUGACAUACCAUGGAUUAUGUGAACUAACUUCAACGGUUCAGGAAGGAGAACUUUGUGUGUUCUUUCGGAAUAAUCAUUUUAGCACCAUGACCAAAUACAAGGGUCUACUGUAUUUGUUGGUAACAGACCAGGGGUUUCUCACUGAAGAAAAAGUUGUUUGGGAAAGCCUACACAAUGUUGAUGGUGAUGGAAAUUUCUGUGACUCAGAAUUUCAUCUACGGCCUCCUUCAGAUCCUGAAACCGUAUACAGAGGUCAACAAGAUCAGAUAGAUCAGGACUAUCUUAUGGCAUUAUCUCUACAACAAGAACAGCAGAGCCAAGAGAUCAAUUGGGAACAAAUACCUGAAGGAAUCAGUGAUUUGGAACUAGCAAAGAAACUCCAAGAAGAAGAAGAUAGACGAGCUUCUCAAUAUUAUCAGGAACAGGAACAAGCAGCAGCUGCUGCUUCUGUUUCUGCUUCUGUUUCUGCUUCUGCUUCUGCUUCUGCUUCUACUUCUGCUUCUGCACAGGCCCAGCAGAGCCAACCAGCACAAGCCUCUCCAUCAAGUGGCAGACAAUCUGGGAAUAGUGAACGUAAACGAAAGGAACCUCGAGAAAAAGAUAAAGAAAAAGAAAAGGAAAAAAAUAGCUGUGUAAUUUUGUAACAAAUAUUGGAUUCUGUUGGAACCAUCUAUAUGUCUUCAGAAACAAAACCACAGGAGGAAAGGAAGAAAAAUUGAUAAAUACCGUCUGUGCCUGAUUUCCUAAUGGAUUUUGUUCAUGUUUUUCAGGGGAAAGGUUGUUACUUAGUUACAAUCAGACUUUUUCCAAGUCACACAGUACAUUCUUUAUGAGUUGGAGUUUUAUGUUACAAGUUGGAAAUGCUGUGUGUUGUCAUUAAUGAAAAAUAAUGCACUUGUAGCCAAAUAAGCAAAUCACAGCAAAUUUUGUGUCAUAGUGACAUUCAUAACUCAUAUCAGUUAGUAAGCUAUUUUAUCUUCUGUUCUAACAAUGAAUAGAGGUAUUGAUUUUGUCUGAUUCCUUCCUCAAAUCUAAAUAUUAGCACAAUAGUUUCUGAAAUUAAUUUUUCAAUGUUAAAGUAUGAUCUCAUACAUGAGAAACCAGAGGUUUAAUAUAGAGAUUUAAAAAGAAAAAAAAAGAGAGAGAGAGAGACAAAGAUAACAAGAAUAUAAAUAACCCUCAGUUGUAUAUUGGACUAGUUCAGCCCUUGAACAGCUUUACCUUUAGGAAUGUAAAUUUUAGAUAUAUCUUGAGAACUGAUUAUGGAGCUUGGAUUUAAUUUAGAUAGAAACGAUAAAGAUUUGUAUUUCUUUUCCAUUAGCAAAAAAAUACAUAACACUAAUACUCAUAUCUUAUCAAAAUUAGAUCGUAAUGACUUUGUAGUAUUGUAAAAUUUUGAGGAAUUUUGAAAUCUUUAAUCUAGGUUACUUGGACCACUUGUUACUAUUUAUUGACAAUGUGAUGAGUGAGUAUAAGGAGGAAACAAACCACAGUGGAUGCUGGGCCUUGUAAAUAUGGAGAUGUAGAAAAGGAGAUUGUCUACCUUUUUCUAGAAUUACCUUGAACCUUAAAAUUUAAAUCAUGUUUAUUUUCUAGAAAAUUAAGUAUACUUAUUAAUACCAACAAAAAAGCACAUUUCUGAAAGGAUAUUAGAGAUAAUCUCUGAGUCUAGUGGAAAAGCAUUUUAAAAAUUUCUUUGAGGAUAAAAAUUAGAAGGAAUUUAUGUAAAAAAACAAUCAGAUUUUUUUUAACUUAUGAGAACCAAAUAAACCUAUAACAUCAUGUAGUGUUUAUAGGAUUCAGAAAGAAUAUUUAUUGAACUUUAUUAUGAGGCAACACAUAUUUUCCUGUAUUUCUGUCAUUUGGAAAACUACCCUUAAUAGGCCUUUUUAUAUGCUUUAUAUUUAAAAGUUUGUUUUAGUCAUUUUUUGAUAAGACUGUUGCUGCUGCAAGUAGUUAUGUGAUUACAUUCUAAGCCUCAGUAAAUUUGUUUAUUCAAGAGAAUCUUUAUCUAACCUGAGCAUCCAGGUCUGGGAUGACAAAAGACUAAAAAAAAAAAAAAAUGUUGUCUCGAUUUCUUAAGCUAUGUCCUUAACAUUCUCCAUGUUAUAUAACUCCAAGACCAGUGAUAGGAUAAAUCUAUAUGUAAAAAGUAAAAGUCUUAUUUAUGGAAGAAAUUAUUCUAAGAGAAAUAUUCAGGGUCAAGCUGUAUCCUUUAUGUCCUCCUCUAUUACAUGUCUGUUUAUGUUAUAUCAUUUGUUAUUCCUUUAAAUUUUGUAUGAUAGCAUGAUAAAUCACCAGAGAACCUUUUUGGGGUAUAAAUCUUUCAUAUAAAAUAUUUGGUACUCACCAAAUAUUAUCAGUACUCUUGAUAAUAACCCAGAAUAUGCAUAUGUUGCUAAAGUAAUCAAAUGUACUACAGAAUUCUCUAUUGGCUCAAACAAGUUGACCUUAGUCCAAGUUUAUUCUUGAAAUCACUCUAUUGGUUGAGGCAAGAAACUCAAACCUCAGGGUUUGUUUUUCCCAGAACAGAUAAUAGCUAUAGUAUACUAUAUUUUAUCAAGAAAAAACAAUAAAUCUUGAGAAAUUUUUAAAACCAUAUUUGAAACAUUUUUUCAUAAUUAUAUACUUACCUAUUUAUUGCCCUUGAAAAAUAUGUGUAGAAGUUAUUUUUCUGUUAGUUGUUACUGCUUUCUUAAUUUGUUCCAAAGAUAACACUGCCAUUCUGCAUUCCCAUUAGAAGAGACAAAACUCAAAACCAGCAAUGCUACUAUCAGAUAAGUAGAUAUCAAUGUAUACUUAUAAGAAAUAACUAAGAAAUGUAAUGUGUUUGUUAAUUCAGCCUUUUUCUAUGUAAUAUUUCCAAGUCAGACUUUCUUACAUUCCUAGAAUUCAGUUUGAUAUACCAAGCGUAAUAAUGAUAAAAUGUUUGCUUUGAAUACUGUGGGGGAAAAAUUAAAUGUUCAAUUCUAUUUUUUAAAAAAUCUCAGAGAUACUGGUUUCCCAUCCUUGAAGGUUAUAAAGAAUUUAGAGCUAUUAUGUCUUUAUUUUCUUAUAUUUGUUCAAGGCAACAAAUUACAUAUUCAGAUAUUUCUUUGUUGGUUUGAGUACAUUGAAAUUUGAUAGUGGUAUAUUAAAGCCUUUCCUUCCCAGUAUUUUGUAAUGCUUGAAAAUUAUUAAAUGUACACUGCUAGCAGAAAUUAGUUCUUAAACCAUUUUUUAAGAUUUAUAGGCUAGAUUAGGGGCACAUUUGCAUCAACCAGUCACUAUUAGAGCUAGCAAAAGAGGCAGAUGAAUGAAUGGAUAUAGUCAUUGCACCUUCUUGUACUUUCAAAGCCUAUUCCUUAAAGUUAGUAACCAGUCUGCUGAUUACUAUAAUAUGGAAAAUUAUAAUUAAUAAUACAAAAAUUUUCUUAAUGUCUAAUACUAUUGAAUUGAUAAUGCUGUGAUUUAUAAUAGGUUAUCAAUACUUAAAAAUACAUCUGUGUGUGUGUGGUGUGUGUGUGUGUGUGUGUUUCCGAAGCACAGAUCCAUGACUUCUAUUAGGUUUUCAAAGAAAUCUGGCAACUCUCCCUCAAAUUAAGAAUCACCAUUCUAGGAACACAUACACCCAGCUAUUUGAGGCAGCUAAAAUUGGCAUUGGCUGCUUCCUACAGCAUGGUGGUUCAAUGUGUAUAGGUAAAGUAACGUAUAAAUGUUUCAAGGUUUAAAGUUGGUAAUUGAAUGACACAUAGAUUUAAGUAUAUAAUUAAGCUCUGGGGUUUUUUGUCUCACAUUUCUAUUUAUUAUUUGACUAUUUAUCCCAUAUUAUAUUUUGAAUUCUUCCUGAGACUUCUUGAUCUUAUCUUAAUUAAGCAAGUUACUAUCAGAGAUUAGUUAACUGAAUACAACAUUAACCAUUUUUUACUUUCACAAAACCUUAACAUUUUGUUUUCAAUGAAUCACCAACUCUGUUCACUAAGAGACAGAGAUCUGGAGAGGAAAGAGGACUAGAAGUCAAAUAGAUAUUUAAGGAAAGAAUUAUAUUAAUGUUGGCAUAUAAAUCAGGUAUUUGUAAAAUCCUGCUGGAGAGAAAUAUCAAGGCAAGAAUUUCUAGAACUGUCCUAAAUCUCAUUUAUUUAAAGAAAAAAUUUUUUAGAGCAAAAAGCAAAUCGAUUGCAUUUCACUUAACUUUCCUAUUCAGUGUAGUUAUUUAAAAACAUGUGGUGCAGUGGGUUAAGGAUGCAGCCUUGUCACUGCAGUGGCUCAGGUCACUGCUGUGGCGCUAGUUCUGUUCCUGGCCCAGGAACAUCCACAUGCCCCAGGUACAGCCUAAAUAAAUAAAUAAAUAAAUAAAAAUAUGAGGGAAAGCCUAUCGCUUUUACCUAUCACAGAAUACUUGGGCAUAAAUUUAAACUAUGAUAGUAAAUUUAUGAAUAUUUGAUAAAAAGAUGGAGGCAUUAAAGAUGAUAUAUUACUUGUAUUUUAAUGAAUAAGAAAUAUGAAAUUCUUAAUCAUUUUGUCUAAAAACCUGGCUUUUAUCUUGCCAUGGGCAAACUUUCUGUGCCUCAAUUUACUCUUAAAUAUCCAAAGGAUUCUCAUUGUUAGUGCUUUACAUUUUGAAUAAUGGGCAUAGUAUAUAAGCACAGACUAUUACUGAAAUAAUCAUUAAAUAUUACACAUCUUUGAACUUAAAUGUGUAGGUUUUUUUCCCCAAUGACAAUAUUUCUAAAGCCAGUUAUUUUUUAAUGCUUUCAAAGUUUAUUAAAUUAUUCUCUUUGAGUAUGGCGUCAUUUCUUCCCAAAUUGUAUUUUACAAUUGCUCUUGUGUUCUGUGGGCAAGAGGAUCAAAACCAAGAAUGUUUUGGGAGAAUAAAAGCAUUAAAAAUGA